AUGGCGUCUAGGGUUCUUCUGAUUUUGUGUGUGCCUUCUCUCUUCUUCUUCCUCGCCGCUUCCACGAAGGAAUAUCCCGGCCAACCAAAAAUCUUUGACGUCAGAAACUAUGGUGCUCGCGCAGAUAGCCAAAGAGAUAACGCUUUUGCGUUUACAAAGGCGUGGAACGAAGCUUGCCAAUGGAGUUACGGAAGAUCAACGGUCUAUAUUCCUUCCGGAAUAUUCUAUCUCCGUCAAGUAACAUUCUCUGGUCCUUGCAAAAGCUCUAUAACUUUUUUUAUCAGAGGAACUUUAUUGGCUCCUCGUAAUCCUUACGCCAUCAACCAAGAAGAAUGGAUACUUUUCAAGUACGUCGAUAAUCUCACUGUUACUGGCGGUGGAUUACUUGACGGUCAAGGAUCUUAUUCUUGGCCUCUCAAUGAUUGUAACAAAAACACUAAUUGUCGUACACUAGCUAUGAACAUUGGGUUUGCUUUUGUUAAAUCAUCGAAGAUCAACGGUCUAAGGUCCAUCAAUAGCAAAAUGGGGCAUUUCAACUUAUUCUCCGUUGAGGAUUUUAACAUUACCGGAGUUACCAUCACUGCUCCCGGAGAUAGCCCUAAUACCGACGGAAUCAAGAUCGGGAAAUCUAGCCAUAUGCAAAUCUACAACGUCACUAUCGGAACCGGUGACGAUUGUAUCGCAAUCCUUGACGGAACCAGCAAUUUGGAUAUCUCUGAUGUCAGAUGCGGACCAGGGCAUGGUAUUAGUGUCGGGAGUCUCGGGAGAUAUAAAGAGGAGAAGAACGUCCAGGGCUUAACCGUCAGAAACUCGAUUAUCAACGGUACCACAGACGGUUUACGUAUCAAGACAUGGGCUAAGUCCGUAUCGCAGAUUUCGGUUUCGAAUUUCUUGUACGAGAACAUCCAAAUGAUCAAUGUUGGAAACCCUAUCGUCAUUGAUCAGCAGUAUUGUCCACACGGGCAAUGUGAUAGUCCUGGAAAGUAUGCUUCUCAUGUUCAGAUAAAAGACGUCAAGUAUAACAAUAUUUGGGGAACUUCCACAAGCAAAGAGGCUUUGAAGAUGCAAUGUAGUAAAACGUUUCCUUGUCAAGACGUUGAGCUCUCAAAUAUCAACUUGCACUACGUUGGACGUGACGGUUUAGUCACGGCUUUGUGUGAGAACGUUGGUGGUUCGAUUCGUGGCAAGAUUGUUCCUGCAAAUUGCAGGAUAAAUCUCUUUCUUCCAAGCAACAUCAUUACGGAUUCAAAUUCCACGUUAGAAGACAAGAUGCAAGGCAUUUUCCAAUUGGCAAACACAACACAAACACAGCGGUUCCAUCAACUACCUUUAUGGAUUCUUUGGAGACUUUGGAAUAGCAGAAAUAUCUUGUAUUUUCAGCGACGACAUGUUCCAUGGGAGACUACGUUACAGCUUGCUCAAAUGGAUCUUCAGGAGUGGAAUGAAGCUGUCACACCAUCACACAUCAACAGCCAUGGUACAACAAUUCGAAGUCAUAUCCCUAAUUGGAGGCGUCCAACAAAUGGGUGGGUCAAGUGCAAUGUAGAUGGCUCAUUUAUUAAUGGAAACAUACCAGGCAAAGGAGGAUGGAUUGUUCGGGACCACAACGGGAGAUAUGAGUUUGCGGGACAGGCCAUUGGUAACUGCAUAGAUAAUGCUCUAGAGUGUGAAUUUCAAGCAUUGCUAAUGGCCAUGCAACAUUGUUGGAGUAAAGGAUAUCGACGCAUCUGUUUUGAAGGUGACAACAAGGAGAUGUUUGAUCUUAUAAACGGAUUAAAGAUGCAUUUUGGAGCCUUUAACUGGAUUCGAGACAUACUAUGGUGGGCAUCGAAGUUUGAGCAGACACAAUUUCAAUGGACCAACAGGCAGAACAACAAACCAGCUGACAUCCUCGCAAGAACACCACUACAACAUCAAUUUUUAUUUGCUAAUCAUUUCUGGGUUCCCCGUGUAAUAAGUUUUGCUUUACAUUGUGAUUAUACUUCUUCAAUAUAA
Molecule: messenger RNA, 1995 nt
Organism: Arabidopsis thaliana (thale cress)
Lineage: Eukaryota; Viridiplantae; Streptophyta; Magnoliopsida; Brassicales; Brassicaceae
Product: glycoside hydrolase family 28 protein / polygalacturonase (pectinase) family protein
Exons: 3
Coding region: 1-1995 (664 amino acids)
Biological process (GO): carbohydrate metabolic process
Molecular function (GO): RNA-DNA hybrid ribonuclease activity; catalytic activity; nucleic acid binding
Source: RefSeq, marked reviewed